Messenger RNA from Darwinula stevensoni, 4050 nucleotides. NCBI's taxonomy places the organism in Eukaryota, Metazoa, Arthropoda, Ostracoda, Podocopida, Darwinulidae. The record is from the annotation of a GenBank genome assembly.
AUGCCGGAUAUUUCGAGGACCAAUCCAGAUGGAGCCGCAUUGGACAAUCCAAAUCUAAGACCUAUCAGGACAGUGGACUAUGAAGUAGGAUUCCAGCAAAAAUUAUCAGAGUCUAUGGCAAUGAAGUUUUCUGCUUACUACAAAGAGAUGAAGGACCUCAUUCAGCAAAGAGUAUUGGCAAAUGUCGCAUCACCAUUAAACUCCUACAAACUAUUUGAUAAUCUUGAUUUUGGAACUGUUAAAGGAUUUUCAUUUUCUCUGGAUCGUCGCCGUACCAACAACCUCGAAAUCAAUGCUACCUAUACACUACAGUUUGCAGACGGAUCAGGAAGCGACGCCAAUUCGUCCAAUGGGAUCAACAAUCGAGGACCAAUAAGAAACCUUAUACCGCUUUCAUUUGACGAGAGACACCGGUUUACUGUAGUGGCCGAUUACAGAUAUGGUGCAGGAAAGGCAUACAAUGGUCCUAAAAUCGGAAAAGUAGCUAUACUCGAAGACUUCGGACUGAGCAUGACGAUGUUUUUAGUGUCAGGCCAACCAUAUACGCGCAAUACAACCCCACAGGCUUUUAGAGGAUCAGGAUACGCCGGAUCUGUCAACGGAGCAAGACUUCCAUGGAACUUCACCGCAGAUCUGAAUCUGCAAAAACGUUUUCCGUCAAGUUUUGGUCAGGACAGAAUCAAAGGAGUGGAAGAUACGGGCAGAGAUGUUCAGGCUUUUUUGGAUGCAUAUUCCUGGAGAUUGCUGGCACCGGGUAUUCAGCAUCAUAUGGAUGCGAGAAAACCGGACAAUAUCGAUGCUAAUAAAAAUACCUCUGAAGUAACGGGAUGGCGAGCUGCUUGUGUAAGGCCAACCAAACAAAUAGAAAUGCAGGUAAACAAUGUCAGAGCCCGUCUGCUUACAGGAGGAGAUAUAUGGUCUGAAGCUCAGUACAUAGUACCCAAGCCGGCACCUGGCCAAUUGCCUGUAUCUGCGCUUUUUGCCGGUGGUGUGUGGAUAGGAGGAGUAGAUCGUGCUGGCAAUAUCAAGCUUUCAGGUGUCACAUACAGAUCUCAGGGAUAUGACUUUUUUGCCGGACCUCUGGACAUCAACGGGACCACGGAACAAGUCCAGUGCCAGAAUUGGGACAGGUAUAAACUGAUCAAUAAAGCCAAUGAAGAUCUCGUGGAUUGUUAUUUUUCUAUGUGGAUAGACCCGGAUCUGGGGUGCUACCAGGAUGAUCUCAUAGGAUGUGAUGUAUCCCGGUCACUGGCCUACGUAUAUAAUCAGGAUGCAGUAGACGGAAGUAACGGAACAGCUUGCGAAGGCACUAAUACCUAUGGUACAGAAAUCCCUAUACUUGGCAUGGACUAUUUUAGGGGACCACUUGGACCAAAAGUUUUCAGGAAGGGAUCAGACGGCAAACCAUUGCUUGAUGCAAAUGGGAAUAAAAUCCUACUGGAACCAAGACCAUUUACAGGCGAGCAGGACACGCUUGUGGAGUUGGGCAUGACAUCAUUUACCUAUGCUGAAAAUUGUAGUAUCGGAUCACCACCUACAGCAACUUGUGACCCUCAACGUGGACGGGAAGAGGGGUUUUACAAUUACAUCAGAGGAUUAUGGGCAGAUGGAACUCCGGUUACAUUCGGAGGUACCGGAUAUAAUCCUGGCAGCAGAGACACAGUCAGGUUUGCUUAUCCUGAUGAACCAAAUAAUAACAGAGGCUGGUCUAUGUGUACAGUGCCCGGCUUACCAUUUGGGGACAGAAGGACUAUGCAGGCUACAGGACCUCUGUUGCUACAGCCGGGAGCCACUAAUGAGUUGAUCAUAGGAGUAGUAUAUGUUCCGGAUAUAGACUAUCCAUGUCCUGAUAUCACCAGACUCAAGUUUGCUGACGACAUAGCACAAGCAUUAUUUGACAAUUGUUUUGAUAUCACAGAUGGGCCCGAUGCGCCUGAUAUCACUGCAGUGGAAUUGGACAGAGAGCUGAUCCUCAUGCUAUCCAAUGAGCCUAAUUCUAAUAAUUUCAAUGAGGCUUACAAUGAAAUAGACUUGCAGGCUCCUAGAGAUGUAGAUAACAAAUACAAGUUUGAAGGCUAUAAAGUAUUUCAGCUGGCAAAUGCAAGCGUUACUGCUCAGGAACUCAAUGAUGUCUCGAAAGCAAGGAUUGUAUCACAGGUGGAUGUAAAAAAUGGUAUAAAAGAGAUCUACAAUUGGUCAGGACAGUCCAACCCUAUUGACCCGAUCUUCGGGCAACCCGUCUGGACACCAUCCAAGCAAGUGUCUGGUGAAGAUAGAGGGCUAAGAACAACAUUCAGAGUGACUGAAGACCAAUUUGCCUUAGGAGACAGAAAAUUGUUGUCAGAGGUGAAGGAGUAUAUCAUCAAUGAGCUCGGUAUAUCUGUCACUGUAGGCAACGGAGAUGAUCCCGGCACCACCCGCACAGGAACCAACGGUGGUGUUGGUGCUUCAUUAGUGUACAAAGAUGCCGCAGGACCGCGUUGGUUCAAUGCUAUCAGAGAUGGAGGCAUCGUUCAGUCCAAUGCUCAGGGCAAUGUCUCACUUCCAUUCCUUGAUUUUGUACGCAACGGAUUCAACCAGGAUCCUGUCGCUGCACUAUCAAAAAUGGGUAAUGGAUUUUUUGUGCCCUUCUUAUCCACCAGAUUUGAGUCCGAUCCCGACCUGUCAUUUUAUCUAAGCCCGGCAGCACGUGAUUUUCAGGCUGUGAUGACCAAUGCCACCAAUAAUUCUAUCAGGUAUCGUGACCUCAACAAUGUUGACAUCGUGUUUACAAAGGAUAUCACUAAGUGGAGCAAAUGUAUUGUAGUCGAAACAGCUACCAAUGAUUAUAUAGCAAAUAACUUACCUACUAUCGAUAAUACCAGGAAUUUUGAAGUAAGAAGGACUCCAUCGAUCGAUCAGACUGGUAAAGCACUCAAUGACGGUACAUUUGGAUUUAGUUAUUUCCCGGGAUAUGCCAUUGAUGUGGAGACGGGAUGUGCCCGGGCCGGAAAUCCUGAUCGGCAAGGUCAGGCCGGAGCAGCAGAAUUGCUCAUGAAUCCAUGGGGAAGAAGUGCAGGAUUACAUUCGAUGAGCACAUCCUCAGCAUUCGGUGGAGAAGGAUUAUCUGUCAAGAAUCCAAAUACUGAUCCUGCAGGAGGUGUAGUAUAUGAACUGACGUACGAUGCCCGAGCUGCAAGCUUUGAGCUGCCAUCCAUGCUGAAUAUGGGCGUUUCAUAUGAUGUGUAUUUCGUAUCAUAUAUGACUCAGGAUGGAUAUGAAAAAUUAAAAUCCGAACUGGAAGAUUUAAAAUCAAAAGGAAGAGAAGGUGCCGCAAAGGCUAUAGCUGAAGCCCGUGAAAAAGGAGAUUUAUCGGAGAAUGCAGAAUACGAUGCCGCAAAAAAUGCACAGGGAAUGCUCGAAAUGAAGAUCAAUGAACUUGAAAAAGCAUUUUCCACUGCAAGGAUUCUUGACGAGAGUACGCUGGAUACAUCUAAAGUAACUAUUCUGACUAAUGUCACCAUUAAAAACAAGAACAAUGGAGCAGAAGUGACUUACAAACUGGUAGCUGAGGCAGAAGCUAAUCUCAAGGAGAAAAAAAUCUCAGUUAGUAGCCCGAUUGGGCAGGGAUUGUUGGGGAAGAUUGUAGGAGAUAUUGCCCAGAUACAGACACCGUCUGGAAUAGUCAAUUUUGAAAUCAUAGAAAUCGGGGAAAUCCCGUGUUACAAGAUAUAUGAAGAUGACAAUUUUCUGGCUUUUCUCGAUGUAUUCCCUUUGGUAAAAGGACACACUUUAGUCAUACCGAAAAAGGAGAUAGAUUAUAUUUUUGAUAUUGAAGAUGAACUACUGGCCGAAAUGAUGUUAUUUUCAAAGAAGGUGGCCUAUGCUAUUAAAAAAACUAUUCCUUGUCUCAAAGUGGGUGUUUCGGUAAUAGGAUUGGAAGUACCACAUGCACACAUACAUCUGAUACCUAUGAAUAACGUCUCAGAAAUGAAUUUCAUUCGGCCAAAACUUACAAUUGAAGGCAUCGAGAUGGAAAAAAUAGCAUCUGAUAUCAGGGCUAAUCUUUAA